AAAGUGAUCAGCCAGUUGUUGAUAUAGGAUGUGUUCAAAGAUCGUGGAUAACGCUGGAAGGACAGUGAUAGGUCUAAAAUUCACUUUUUCUAGCUGCGAUGUAUUAUGACAGAUUUCCUUUCUUGUAUAGUUUGAAAGCAACAUAAUGAUAUGGAAUCGAAGAAGGUCAAGAAGAGGAAGGAAGUGUUUCCUGUUGAAGUCACCGCUGUGGCUUCGUGUUGUUAUAGCUGGUUGGCUUUCGUUUUCUGCUGUAUUUGGUUUUUAUCUGACCAACUCAGCUUUCCUACAACAUCCAGACACCGUAAGUUACAGAGGACACGUUAAAUUGAAACUUCCCGAUACUUUUGCAUUCCAACAGUCUGAGAAACCUCAAUCUGGAAUAGCAACCAGGAGAAAUUUGAUAAUCAUUGCUCAUGGCCGUUCGGGAUCUUCGCUCACGGGAGACAUUUUCAAUCAUCACCCCGAUGUGUUUUACCUGUACGAACCAUUGCAGACCGUGGAAAGAACUCGUAAAAACUUCAAAUUAGAUUACAACAGCCUUGUACAGAAGUUCUUGACCAAUAUACUGCAUUGCGAUUUCAGCGAGCCGAUCUUCCUCGCCGACAUCGACAGAUAUUACCGCAGACCGCUUCACCCCCGCAUCAGUCAAGCUAUUGCCUCACCGCCUCUUUGCCCUUACAACAUGUCAGACCCGAGAUGGGAUUUCAAGCUUUGCCCAAAAAUGACAAGAGAAACACUUGGAAACGCGUGCAAAAAUGAGUACAAACUUACUGUUAUAAAAAUUCUCAUGAAGCGCCUGGUUGACAAAAGUUUAGAAAAGACUUUAUCUGCUUGCGAUUCUCAAGACAUAAACUGCAAAAUUGUGUUGUUGAUAAGGGAUCCUCGUGCAGUGAUUCCUUCCUCUUUGAGUGUAAACUUCUACAAAGAGGAGGGCGGAACUGCCAAGCUUGGAACAAGAAUGUUUAGCUACAAGUUAUGUAAAGAGACGGAAGAAAGUUUACACUUCCUUAAAAAUCUCCCUGCUUGGAUCCGAAGACAAGUACAAGUUUUAAGAUACGAAGACUUGGCAAUGAAUCCUUUGGAAGAAAUGAGACAUUUGUACAAGUUUGCUGGACUGUCUGUUUUAAAGAGAAUCACGACUUGGUUGAAUGAAAGCACUCAUCCAACCAAAAACAGAUCAAACAUGAAAAUAAAAGGAAGUCCCGCUGCGUUUACUGUAGACGAUGCACAAGCCGCCAUUAAUCGGUGGAGAUGGAAAGUGCAUCCUUACGAAAUAUCUAUUAUCGAGCACUACUGCAAGCAUGUGAUGCAGUUAAUGGGGUACAGACCUGUGGACACAUCACACGAACUGCAAGCAAACAUUUCAAUUCCUCUUGUUAACGAUGAUUAUGAAGCGAAGAAUUGGUGACAUGACUGACGACUGUUUUUCACACUAGUGAUGACGUAGCAUGGACGGAUCCGUGCACUGUAGUAUGUCUGUGCAUCUUGUUUCUGGAGUCACCCGCUGACCGUGAACUACAAUGUAGUGUGUGGUGUUUUGGUUAUGAUAUGGUAAUCCGAAUCCGAGUUUUGAAUUCUUCGGCGUUGUGAUUCUUACGUCUCACUCGAUGAAGAGGGAAUAAGCUGGCAGUGCGGUCGUGGAUGUGAGCGGCCUCACUUUUUUGCCUAAUUUGUUUGUAGUCGCCUCUUGAUGUCUGACAGCUGGCCUGGACGCAUUGAAGACAUUGAAUAUUGCUAAAUGAAGUUCGUUUCAGAGUUCCGCACAAGACGAUAAAUAUGACAUUUUAUUAUCAAAGUGCAUCGUCGUCGUAUUACCUUGGGCUCGGUUCUGGGUUAUUACUUGUAUGAAGUAGUUCAGUUCCCAGGCAUAACUCCGGGCGCGAUUGCUCUUGCAGUUAUGGCAGUAUCCACCCUACGCCGAAAUUUGAAAAACGGUAUUUUCACUCUGAAAACGCAUCAAAGGUUUCUCGUCCACACUACGCCGGAGAAAUUUGAAAACUAAUAAUCACCGGUCAGUUCGGAUUUGUGUUUGCCGAAAACUCUGGCAGGGAAAUCACAGGAUUAAAGUCACGUCACCGUUUUCGACAAAAUCCGUUUUCACAAUGUUUUCGGUAGACACCUAAACGUAAAGCCAGAGUUUUCAAAUUCCUCCGGUUUCAAGAGGAAGGUUUGAAGGUUUGAAGGUUUUCGAAAAGCUCCGUUUUCGUGACGGAUUAGUGUGGACGGUAGGCCUAACCGUAGAAAUAAAGCUGCGUUUUCAAAUUCCUCCGGCGUAGUGUGGACGGACCAUAAAAUGAAAAACUAAAACGUCCUGGGAACAAGAAACCACCGAGUUAUCGCCACGUGUCUCCUGACUCGUCUCAAGUCUCUUUUCAGUGUCUUAAAAUUUUCUCGCUGGGAACUAGUCAGUUUGUAAUGUUCCAAGUCAGGCUGCAUGUUA
Messenger RNA from Orbicella faveolata, 2440 nucleotides. Its product is annotated as carbohydrate sulfotransferase 4-like. Gene Ontology annotation, biological process: sulfur compound metabolic process; N-acetylglucosamine metabolic process. Gene Ontology annotation, molecular function: N-acetylglucosamine 6-O-sulfotransferase activity. The record is from RefSeq and is a predicted model, not a curated record. Lineage: Eukaryota; Metazoa; Cnidaria; Anthozoa; Scleractinia; Merulinidae.